This is a messenger RNA of Miscanthus lutarioriparius, 1146 nucleotides long. NCBI's taxonomy places the organism in Eukaryota, Viridiplantae, Streptophyta, Magnoliopsida, Poales, Poaceae. The record is from the annotation of a GenBank genome assembly.
AUGGGCGUCGCGUUCGGGUGCUUCGGAGGCUGCGUGCAGAAGAGCGACGGAGGCCGGCAAGCAGUGCAGGACCCCAAGCCCGUGAUGGAACCGUCGUCGAGCUUCGACUUCCGGGAGGAGUACACCAGCGCGUUCCGCACCGAGUCCUACAACGACUUCUGGGCGCGCGUCCUGGACAUCACCCUCGCGCACGGCGCGGGGCUGGUGCCGCGCCCUGGCGGCGGCGGCGGCGGCGUCACGGCGUCCAAGCGCCUCCCCUCCUACCGCCUCUUCGCGGAGCAACUCCUCGAGCCGGACCAGCGCGCCGUCCGCGCGGCCCUCGCCUCGCCCCGCAGCGGCCAGCUCCACCCCAGCGUGCGCGACCUCCUCGCCACCUACUACAACGAGACGGCGAGCGCGUCGUUCCUGUGCAGCCACCUCCUCAGGGACAUCGAGCAGAUCCGCCUCCGGUACCACCCGCUCAAGACCACGCUCCGCAAGCUCGCCCGCGACGUCGGGGUGUCCAACCUCGCCGACGUCUCCGCCGCCCUCGGCCAGCCCUUCGCCGCGCUGGCCGUGUCGCAGGGCAAGCUCCGGCAGGUGCAGCUCAGCUCCGCCGACCUGCUCAGGAGCCUCGACGCCAGCAGGAAGAAGGCGCGGCUCCGGAUCAAGAGCCUCGCCCGGCUUAGGCAGCUGCUCUCGGCCUCCUUCAUCACCGUAGUCGCCGCCGUGGCCGUCGUGGGCGCGUUCAUCGGCGUGCACAUCCUGGCCGCGUUCGCCGCGUUCCCGAUGAUGUCGCCGGCCUUGCUGGGCCUCUUCUCCGGCCGAUCGGUGCGGCGAGCACUGGUGCAGCUGGAGGCCGCGGCCAAGGGCACGUACAUACUGAACCGGGACAUGGACACCAUCAGCCGCCUCGUGGCGCGGCUGCGCGACGAGGGGGAGCACAUGCUCGCGCUUCUGCAGCUGUGCGUGGAGCACCGCGUCGCUGCCGGCGAGAAGGGGAGGCUGGUGCAGGAGGUGCUGAAGCAGCUGUGCAAGAACGAGGAGAGCUUUAGGCAGCAGCUGGACGACCUGGAGGAGCACCUCUUCCUGUGCUUCAUGACCAUCAACAAGGCCAGGAGCAUGGUCAUGAAUUUCAUAGCUGGCGCAGAGCACAACUCUAGUUGA